UAGGUGUAACGUUUGAGAGAGAAACAUUAAGAUUUUGGCUUUUAGGGAUUCCCUCCUUCCACCCCGACCGUUGUACUGUUUCGUAUUCUAGAGUAACUCCAAACUUGAAUUCAAACCCACUCUGCCAUGCCCGCCGCUCUCAGAAAGCGAACCCUAACGGCGGAGUCCGACGCCAUGGCCAACGACGCCACACCUCAGCAGCCCAAGAUCUCCGACUACGAGCUCACCCGAGAGAAGAGAAUCCGCGAAAACCGUGAGAGAAUGGGAAAGUUGGGCAUAUUCGACCUUUCCCUCAGCCUCAAGCUCCACAACAACAACAAACCCCACCGAACUACUUCUAGAUCAUACUCCUCAAUCAAACCCAAAACCCCUCCUACUCUCAAACCUUCCGCCCCCACUCGCCGCUCUUCCAGGUUGCAGAAUGUGACCCCUGUUAGUUACGCUGAAGUUCCUGCCAAGAAAUCCGAGUUUGCGGAACGUGGUAGGGUGGUGAUAGAACAAGGUGCCAAGCCUGAGGUGUACACUGAUGAGCACCUGAAGUUAUUGGGGAACACCCAGAAACCCUGGACGCUUUUUGUUGAUGGUUGUGGUAAAGAUGGAAAGCGAAUCUAUGAUUCUGUCCGUGGCAAAACUUGCCAUCAGUGCAGGCAAAAAACACUUGGUUAUCGUACAUGUUGUAGCCAGUGUAACAUGGUCCAGGGGCAGUUUUGUGGAGAUUGCUUGUAUAUGAGGUGGUCUCUACCUCUUGCCUCUACCGCCGUAAGGGUGUUAAUCCACAAAUUGCAGAACUUCUUUGACGGAGAUGGCAACCUUUUAACACAGUCAAAGCAACUCAGAACGGACUCUUCGUGCUGGAGCUAUGGUAUAUCUGCUAAUCUUUCAAGAUAUGGGGAGCAUGUACUUGAAGCCCUACAGAAUCCAACUUGGCUAUGCCCUGUUUGUCGUGGAAUUUGCAACUGUAGCUUAUGCCGUCAAGCAAAAGGAUGGGCCCCAACUGGCCCUUUAUAUAAAAAGAUAUCGUCAUUGGGUUACAAAUCAGUUGCACACUUCCUUGUUCAAACCCGGCGCGCAGAAAUAGAUGUGGAGAAAAAUGCAGAUGCUUCAAAUCCAGUUUCAGUACAAAGGUCGCUACCCUUCUCUGAUGAGGACAAGUCCCUUGAGGUCACUGAUAAUCAUCUGGGAUCAUUGAACUCUCUAGCUGAAACUGAAGGUGAUGGUGCCGAGGUUUCAACAAAGAGAUUGCUUUUCUCUAAUGAGCAAGAACAGCUAGAAAAGAUUGAGUGUUUAGAUACUCCGAAAUCUCCCCAGCUUGAAAAAAAGGAAUGUUCAGAUACCAUGAAGCCACUCGCUUCUUCCUCCAAACCCAGCUCGGACAGCAUUGCUGGAAGACUUAGGUCCAGAUCCAAAAAGCCAUGAAGGAUUUUUUUUUCUUUUUCUUAGUGUAACCCGGGAUAUAUGUGCUUAAUUUCCAAGAAAAAGCAUUACUAUUUAAAUGGAUGGAGUUGGUAAGUUUUUGCAUGAAAACCUUUUUUUUGGCAUGAAAACCUUUAAUAUGUGCUUUCUUUUGUCAUAGUACAGCACAGAUACGUUAUUAUAAUUUGAAUACCUCUUAUGCCAAGUGGCCAUAAUUUGUGAUUGGGUACA
Vigna radiata var. radiata (mung bean) is the source of this 1644-nucleotide messenger RNA. Its product is annotated as cell division cycle-associated 7-like protein. Gene Ontology annotation, cellular component: nucleus. Gene Ontology annotation, biological process: regulation of DNA-templated transcription. NCBI's taxonomy places the organism in Eukaryota, Viridiplantae, Streptophyta, Magnoliopsida, Fabales, Fabaceae. The transcript has 7 exons. Bases 127 to 1416 code for a protein of 429 amino acids. The record is from RefSeq and is a predicted model, not a curated record.